AAUCACGGCUAAUCAAUUUUGGACACGCUGGUCUGCUCUGAUAAAUUUUUGCAGUGCGGCGGAUAUAUUCCUCGAAUCAAAAUGUAUAAAUUGAUAACUUUGACGGUUGUAAUCCUAUCUGGGGUUACAGCACAAACCUGCAAAGACAAUUCGCAAGAGCAAUGCCCUGCAACAACUCCAACUUCCUUUAACCAAGAUACCGAUUGGAAUUCUGCAACUACUAUCUAUCAGUUUCAUGCAAGAGAUAUUCAUGGUAACGAUGUAUCGUUAGAGAAGUAUCGUGGACAUGUCUGCGUAAUUGUAAAUGUAGCCAGCAAUUGCGGAUUGACAGACACGAAUUACAAAGAGCUGGUGCACUUGUAUGAGAAGUACAGUGAAAAAGAAGGAUUAAGGAUUCUGGCAUUCCCAUCCAACCAGUUUGGUGGCCAGGAACCAGGCAGCUCCGAACAGAUUUUAGAUUUCGUUAAGAAGUAUAACGUUACCUUUGAUGUUUUUGAGAAGAUUGAUGUUAAUGGAGAAGCUGCUCAUCCCUUGUGGAAAUGGCUGAAGUCUCAGGCAGCUGGAUUUAUGAUCGACGCCAUUAAGUGGAACUUUACCAAAUUUAUUAUUAAUAAAGAAGGAAAAGUUGUCUUUAGAUACGCGCCGACCACGGACCCACUUCAAAUGGAAUCAGAGUUGAAGAAAUAUUUUUAAAUUUGUGUAUACUCAUGGUCUACCACAGUCGGCGAUAUUUCUAUAAUACUCGAUGUUUAUACCUGUUAUAAGAACAAAUUUUUACCUAUUUACUUUACCGUUUAGUUAUCUAUAUUUCUACUAAAACUGUGUGAUUUAAAAUCAGUUUCCACACGCGUUUUUGAUAUAUAAAAUAAGUUUUCUGCUCUAGUAUUGUAGCCUCUUUUUUAACCAUGUACACAUUUGCUCAAUUUAUUAUGUAUCAGCCAGACAUAAUACAAAUAGAAUUUUUGCUGUAAUUUCUAAAGAAA
Messenger RNA from Hylaeus volcanicus, 983 nucleotides. RefSeq lists its product as uncharacterized. Lineage: Eukaryota; Metazoa; Arthropoda; Insecta; Hymenoptera; Colletidae. The transcript has 2 exons. The record is from RefSeq and is a predicted model, not a curated record. The coding region runs from base 82 to 693 and encodes 203 amino acids. Gene Ontology annotation, molecular function: glutathione peroxidase activity. Gene Ontology annotation, biological process: response to oxidative stress.